This is a messenger RNA of Drosophila takahashii, 810 nucleotides long. The record is from RefSeq and is a predicted model, not a curated record. Lineage: Eukaryota; Metazoa; Arthropoda; Insecta; Diptera; Drosophilidae.
GAAACUCCGGCUGUGGUUGCCAGUUAAUGGAGUUGGCGUCAGCACGGAGCCAGCGGAUCCAGUGCCAUCGUUAGUUGCAAGUCAACCUCGCUCCUGACAGGCUGGCAGGCCAAUCGAAACCGAAACCGGGCCCAAAAACAAAUUGCCAUAGCAGCCAUCCUGCCGUGACAAUAGCGCAAAAACGGAGAAUUCAUAGGCAUUCACCUGCCAUUCAUAUAGUAUAUAUAUAUACCCAUCUAUAGCUACGUCGCUUCCUUUACCUUGACUAUUGUGUCACACUCGCUGGUGAAUCGCAGACAUGGCGGACGAGGAAGCCGGGAAGGAGGGCGAGAAGAAAAUCGUGCACGUUUAUCCUCUGGUUAAGCACUCGGACAUGACCGAAGAGAUGAGGAUAGAGGCCAUUGAACUGUCCAUCACCGCCUGCGAGAAAUACUCAUCUAACUAUGAGCACGCUGCCAAAAUCAUCAAGGAGAACAUGGACAAGAAGUUCGGCAUCUAUUGGCAUGUGGUUGUGGGCGAGGGCUUUGGCUUCGAGGUCUCCUACGAGACGGAGAACAUUCUAUACCUGUUCUUUGCUGGCAACCUGGCCAUCGUGCUGUGGAAAUGCUCCUGAAUGCGGGUCAGCAGCAGUCAAUCGAACGUACCUAGAAACCGGAACAGAAACCAAAAAACCGAACCAAACAGAAAUUUAGCAUUAAUACUAGUCCUUACAUACAGAACACUUAGCGUUAACGAAUGUUAUGAAUUCUAGGCCUAGUAGGCGUGACAGAGAAAUGAAAUCCAUGGCAACGAUGUGACUUGUUGGGUAAA